UGCGCAUGUCAAUCUGGUGAACCCUUAAAUAUUGCCAACAUAGUCAACAUUAUUUUAGAAUUUAAUAUUAUUUAAAUGUUAAACAUCGUUCAAAGAUGAAAGUAAUACUAUUAAGCACACUUUUGAUCACAAUCUACUUUGUAUCACCAGCACAAGCAUGGGACAGCGAAGAUUUAGAAGUUUUCGAUGUAGUUGAUGCAGUUAAAAAUCAGAAUUUUUAUACACUAUUUGGAAUAAGUCAAGAUGCGAAAUUGGCUGAUAUUAAGCGAGCAUUUAGGAAUUUAUCAGUUACUAUGCAUCCUGAUAAAAAUAAUGCAGAGGAUGCAAAUGAAGUAUUCAGAAAUAUAGUAGCAGUAUAUGAAAUAUUGAAAGAUCCAGUGAAACGUGAAAAGUAUGAUAGUGUUCUUAAGAAUGGAAUGCCUAAUUGGAGAUCAGCUGUUUAUUAUUAUCGAAAAGCUAGGAAAAUGGGACUUGCUGAAGGAGCAACUUUACUAUUUGUCAUUAUUACUGUUGCUCAGUAUAUUGUUUCUUGGGGGGUCUAUCUUGAGAAAAAGUAUACAAUGGAAUCACUUUUUGAAGCAAAGUCUAAGAAAGUAAGGAGAGCUAAUGUUGAUGUGAAUUUACUGCUGAAUGAGAUACCUCGACCAAGUGUCAAAAAUACACUGCCUUUCCAAAUUCCAAUUGGGAUUUAUCGAAUGAUUGUUGGAGCUCCAUCAGCUAUAAAAGGAUCAGUUAAUGUAAUAUCAGAGGAAUUAAAAAAAGAAAUGGAAAGAAAGCGACGUGAAAAGGAGGAAGAAGAACUGAUCAAAAAGCAAGAAGCUGAAAAGCAACGUGAAAAAAUAGAACGUAAAGAAGGUCUUAGACGACGUAAGGAACAGGAAGCAAAAUUAAUAGAAAAGACUGAUGAAGAAUUAGCAGCUUAUUCAGCAACAAUAAUUUCAAGAAGACCUGGAAUGGAGGAAGUCAAAAAGAUUCCAAUUAGUGGAGGUUUAUGGACUGAUGAUGAUCUAAGUGAAUUAGUAAGAUUAACGAAAAAAUAUCCAGGUGGUACAACAGAUCGAUGGGAAGUAAUUGCAGAGUCUAUGGGUAGAAAUGUCAGUGAAGUUACAUUCAUGGCUUACAAAUUGAAAGACAAUGCUUAUCAUACACCUGGUGAAACUGACAAAAUUGUUGAAAGUAUCAAUAAAGAAUUGUCAAAGAAAGUCAAGACAAAAUCAACAGCAACACUAGCAACGGAAUCACAAAAUCCUGAGAAAAAUUGGUCACAAGAACAACAAAAAGCACUCGAAGCAGCCAUUCAAAAAUAUCCUAAACGCGGUAAUGAAGACAGAUGGUCAAAAAUUGCUAAUAGCGUGCCAGGUAAAACAAAAGAAGAAUGUCAGACACGCUAUAAAUAUUUGGUUGAAUUAGUAAAGAAACAAAAGGAAGCAAAAGACAAAGAGGUGCAAGAAUUAGAGAAAGAGAAAGAAAUAGUUGAGGUAGAGCAACAAAACAUUGAAGAGGUUGAAGACGAAGCUUCUCAAAAUGCUGACACUGGAGGUAAAAAGAAAAAUAAGAGAAAGGAGAAGAAAAAGAAUGUUGACUACUACGCUGAUGAUUAUUCUGAAGAAGAUAUGAGUGAUUAAAUUGAUUUUAUUUUUACUAUUGCUUAAAAUGUCACACAUUUAUUAUUCAGAAAUUAAAACAUGAGU
Molecule: messenger RNA, 1691 nt
Organism: Chironomus riparius
Lineage: Eukaryota; Metazoa; Arthropoda; Insecta; Diptera; Chironomidae
Source: the annotation of a GenBank genome assembly